GGUUGAUUGAGGAGCUAAAAGCUUCUGAAACCAAACUCCUUCAUUCUUAUCGAGAAGAAACGCCGUCCUUACCUCUGGCGCCAACUUCACACCAAGUAAACCCAGAGAGGUCAUACUCAUACACCGCCUCAUCAGCGUCCAUUGUCGUCAGGAACGCACCAUCCCCUCCAAAAAAGCUCGCCUCAAUCCAGCAACAUGGCCGGCAACGAUGUAGAAAUGUCGCACAAUGAGAUGUGGGAUGACUCUGCGCUGAUAGAAUCAUGGAACGAGGCCCUGGACGAGUACAAAAAGUAUCACAGCAUCCACGCAAAGGGAGGAAAGCUCAAGGACCUUGAUCUUCAGGAGAAGACGGAAGAAACCCAGACCGUCGACGACGCGCAAACGCAGGCCGUCGAUCAGCCAGAGAUCGCGGAUGAUGCUGCAGAGGGAACCGACAAAACAAAGGGGUUGAGCAGCGCGGAUGUCCAGGACCAGGCAGAUUCAACAAGUGCGCCGCCUAUGGCAAAGGCUAAUGGCCCCCCAGGGCCUGUGACAAUGGGCCCACAGAGUCUUCUCGGAUCAGUGCAAGAUGAGGGCUUGAAGAGACUUUUGAUGUCGUGGUACUAUGCCGGCUACUACACGGGAUUGUACGAAGGCCAGCAACAGCAACAGCAGCAGCAAUAGUAGGGAUUAGACAGAUGUCAAAGUAGAUACCGCGAGCCAAUCGAUACCAGCGAGAGAGCCGCUGCAAGUGCGACAACGAGGCUGAGCGGACCCCUUGAGCCUGGCCGCCUGGGACACGCCAAAUGCAAGGUUGUGUGGGGAAUGGGG
Molecule: messenger RNA, 810 nt
Organism: Colletotrichum godetiae
Lineage: Eukaryota; Fungi; Ascomycota; Sordariomycetes; Glomerellales; Glomerellaceae
Exons: 5
Coding region: 196-663 (155 amino acids)
Cellular component (GO): nucleus
Source: RefSeq, a predicted model, not a curated record